Molecule: messenger RNA, 717 nt
Organism: Medicago truncatula (barrel medic)
Lineage: Eukaryota; Viridiplantae; Streptophyta; Magnoliopsida; Fabales; Fabaceae
Product: protein KNATM
Exons: 3
Coding region: 167-565 (132 amino acids)
Cellular component (GO): nucleus
Molecular function (GO): DNA binding
Source: RefSeq, a predicted model, not a curated record
UACCAAUUGGUUAAUAACCAUAAUACAAUAAUUUUUUUUGUUUUGGAUGAAAAAUUUCUAUAUAUGCACCUAGUGCUUGUUUGUUUGUGCCAAAGUCUUUGAUUCGGUUGCUACAUUUGUAUAAGACAUAGAGGGUUUGGAUUGUGAUAGAUAGAGAGAGAGAGAGAUGGAGAGUAAAGAAAUUGGAAAGGGAAGUGAUGUUGGAAAAGAAAGUGAAAAUGAAGAGGUUCUAAAGAAGAUUAUUGCAAGCCAUCCUUUGUUUGAAGUAUUGAUUGAGUCUCACAUCAAUUGUUUGAAGGUUGGAUCUGAGGAUGCAGGAGAGUUAGAUAUAACAAGUGAUGCAUGGAAGAAAUUGGUCAACACAAAGUCCAAAACAACGACUAGUCCAAACAAUUCAGAGCUUGAUCACUUCAUGGAAGCAUUUUGCAUGGCACUGAGCAACCUCAAAGAAGUGAUUGAUGAACCGACAAAAGAAGCAAAAGCUUUCAUCGAUGCUACAUAUAUUCAACUGCAGGAACUUGGUGAAGGAAAUAACCUGCACCUUAAUUAUGAUAAUACUAAUUAGCAAGAAUGUUGAUGAUGGAAAAUUGUCUCGUUACUUUUUGUAACUAAAGAUUUUCUCUUAAUUGUUAGCACGAUUUGCCGAUUAGUGCAUAUUUUGAAUUAAUGUUUGUUUUAAGACAUGAAUCAAAUGAAAUCUCCCAAUUUAUAUCGAUA